AGAUGAAGUGAUACUUGUGCAAUAUCCUGGACCAGAAGCAUAAUGUCGCAAGUCAGUCGGAAUAUCGGCCAGCAAGAAUUUGCAUAUCCAUCGAGCUUGAUCCAGGGUCAAUGAGUACAGAGCUCAUAUAUAAGAGUAUAUCGGAAUUUUCUCGCUUCGACGAUGGCUGUAUGACUUUCAGUAGUCUUAAUAGUCCCUUUGGGGAUAAUCUUGGGCAUGGUCUCUGCUUCUUCAAGGUAGGCUCGAACGAUCGAGCGUGGUCAGCCAUCCAAAAGGCAUGCGAAACAAUAGAAAGUGAAAUCAAGACGGGCAAUGCACUAUCCAUACUGGGACUUCUAACGACGCUAUCACCUGUCAACACUGCCUUGUGUCUCGAAGUGCGUGCCAGCCUCUUGGUACACAUUACCGAGCUGGCCAGCCUCUGUUUGGGGAGGCACCAUCCCCUCGCCGUCUUGGCUGGGGAGUUGAAAAGGCAAGACAUCGAACACUGGGUAUCUGAGACUGCACUAUCCUGCGCCUUGGAUACAUUCACCAAGUCACUGCAAACUCGCCGCGCAGCACGACACCUUGAGCACAUAUACAUGGACGUUGGGUCUUGGGCUGAGGCUUUGGCCGUUUGCUUCGACAUUGUUGGUCGGGUUGAUGCUCUUGGGCUACCAACGGAUGGUACACUCCAGGACAAGUACGCCACCAGGACGAUGGAAGACAUUGCUACAAUCUAUGAAAACACGGGCGACUUAGAGAAGAGUGCCACUUGGCUGAUGAAGGCAGGAACGAGCGCCUUUUCCCUAUGGGAGUUGGGCCGCAAACGACUUAUAUUGUCGACAAGUUGGAGGUGUUGCUCCAGGGACGUGGUAGGCUUGACGAAGCCCGAAUGUGGAGACGACUAGUACCCGCCAUUGGGGAGCCUUGUUAUAUAUCCAGUUCCGCUACUCACUUGUGAGCUCGGAGGCCUACAUGACUUAUCUUACUUGGUCUUGAAGGAGGUCUGCGAUAUUGGAAUAAGCGCAUUGUAACGACACGCUCUAAUUGCGGUUGCAAGCUCCUUCAACGUCUGGAUUUUGGGUGUGAUUUUGUAGUUUCGUCUUCUAAUAAACGAGGUCA
Hyaloscypha bicolor E is the source of this 1104-nucleotide messenger RNA. RefSeq lists its product as uncharacterized. The coding region runs from base 111 to 890 and encodes 259 amino acids. The record is from RefSeq and is a predicted model, not a curated record. Lineage: Eukaryota; Fungi; Ascomycota; Leotiomycetes; Helotiales; Hyaloscyphaceae. The transcript is spliced from 2 exons.